CGUCAACUUGACAUACUUAUUAAUAUUUUUCACAAAUGUACACAAGAUGUGAAUAUUUAACCUUUAAAAUUUCAGUUUUUUACAUUCAAUUUUGGAUAAUCAUUUAACAAAAUGGAAAAUUGUUUAUUGUGUGAAAUAAAAUGUUGAAGAUACAGCUAUAAAAAAGCAGCAUUAUUGCCAUGGGCGCAAGAUGGCUGUUCCAAUUAAAUAUGUAAGGCGAUUGUAUCCGCUAGCAAGUCGUUGGAAUACAAUAAAAAAUUUGCAUCUGGGUAUUAAUCGUCCAGUCUAUUCAAUUACUUCAUACGUUACGAAUUUACAAAACAGUUUUUGUUAUCCACAAAAUGUAAAGAGAUCCGAAUACCGACAAAUGAAACAUGAAAGAAACAAUGACCGUAAACUAUUUGAUUCAACGAAGGUAGCGAAAUUUUUUAAAGGUUUCCCAAAGAAUUUCUUUUUCGGAAACAAAGAGAAGAAACCUAAAAACAUAAAACGCGUACCGAAAUUGAUAUUGCUUCAGAACCCUAUUAAAUGGUUGAUGAUCAAAAUAGAUUUCAGUGUAUUAAGAAACGUGUGGGAUCCAACGUUUGAAGAAAAAGAUUUCAAAUACGGAACUAAACAGGCAAUAUCACGGGUUACACAAGUUAUAAGCGAUGGUCAGUUCUCAGAAUUGAACGGUUUGCUUACGAAAGCAGCUCGAUUAAGUUUAUUGCGUGAAUUGGAUCGUAACUGGAGUAACAAGCAACGUUCGUUACUGGCACUUAAACAUGAGGACAUUCAAAUAUCGUCACCGAGAAAGGUCUAUUUUAUUAGGAUAGCUGAUAAAAAGUACUGUGACGUAGAUAUGGCAUUCUUGGCCCUGAAGUGGGUGCCAAUCAAUAGUGUUAACGUUUUGUUGUUCACCGAAAUAUUCGCUAGAUUUCAUCGCGAAUACACACCAAACUGCAUACCAGAGUGGACUAUUGCUUAUUUUAAGGUGACCCGAUUUGAAGUUUUAAAGCGUUAAAUAUAUUUUAUUUGUCUUUUA
This is a messenger RNA of Bombyx mori (domestic silkworm), 1024 nucleotides long. RefSeq names its product m-AAA protease-interacting protein 1, mitochondrial. The record is from RefSeq and is a predicted model, not a curated record. NCBI's taxonomy places the organism in Eukaryota, Metazoa, Arthropoda, Insecta, Lepidoptera, Bombycidae. Gene Ontology annotation, biological process: protein insertion into mitochondrial inner membrane from matrix. The transcript is spliced from 4 exons. The coding region runs from base 191 to 1003 and encodes 270 amino acids. Gene Ontology annotation, cellular component: mitochondrial inner membrane. Gene Ontology annotation, molecular function: ribosome binding.